Molecule: messenger RNA, 405 nt
Organism: Orbicella faveolata
Lineage: Eukaryota; Metazoa; Cnidaria; Anthozoa; Scleractinia; Merulinidae
Product: transcription and mRNA export factor ENY2-like
Biological process (GO): mRNA export from nucleus; positive regulation of DNA-templated transcription
Cellular component (GO): nuclear pore; SAGA complex
Molecular function (GO): transcription coactivator activity
Source: RefSeq, a predicted model, not a curated record
AUAAUUCGACGCGUCAAAAUGGUGGAAAGGAUAAAAGACAGCCAGCUCUCAGCUUCAAUAAACCAGAAGUUGGUAGAAUCCGGAGAACGAGAGAGGUUAAAGGAGCUUUUGAGGACCAGGCUCAUUGAAUGUGGAUGGCGUGACAAGUUAAGGAGUCACUGUAAAGAGGUCAUCAAGCAAAAAGGACUUGAAAAUGUGACUGUGGAUGAUUUGGUUGCUGAAAUUACUCCACAAGGAAGAGCUUUAGUUCCUGAUGAAGUCAAAAGAGACAUGCUUCUGAGGAUUCGAACUUUCCUGGCUGCUAACUCGUAGUUAUUUAAACAAAGUGUCUUUAAGUUGUUUUGUAUGUUAUUUUUUUCCUCUCUUUAUUGUUCAUGAAAUAAAACACCGUCAAGUUUGUAUUUA